Molecule: messenger RNA, 678 nt
Organism: Echinostoma caproni
Lineage: Eukaryota; Metazoa; Platyhelminthes; Trematoda; Plagiorchiida; Echinostomatidae
Source: the annotation of a GenBank genome assembly
GGACCAGGUUCCGGUCGGACAGAACAAGCCCAAGCACUGUGCGAACGCCUUGCUGGUUUGAAGCAUUUCAAUGUGACUGAUUUUCUGCGUCAACGAGUGCUCUAUCACAUUGAGGCAGACAGUGACAAAGAUUGGGAUGUUGUGGCACGUCGAGUGCACAGCAGUGAUCCUCCAAACAAUCGAGAUCGCAUAGUUCCAGAGUACUGGGAUACGCAAGUUGAUAUUAUUCGACAAGAAUUCGAGGGAAUUGCGAGCAAAAGCAGAGCUGUCGUGAUUGAAGGAUUUCCCAACGACGAGAAUCAACUGAAUACGUUUAAUCAACACAUUGGUGGCGCUGACUUGGCCAUACUUCUGGAUUGUGAAGAAUCUACACUGCAAAAACGAUUGCUAAGCCGAUACACUCGUCUAGGACGUAUGGAAGAUGAAGACAUGGUUUCACUACAACGAAUCCUAUUUUUCAAGCACUGUACUCUCCCGGUUGUUCGGCAUUAUGACGAACGCAGUAUUCUAGUCACAAUACCAGGAGAUCGUGAACGGGAUCUUGUAUUGAAUGAUGUGGUCACUGUUGUCGAAUAUUUCUUGAGUAAACAAGAAAAUCAGAGUAACAAUUCUGCAGUGGUUACUCCUGAACGCUCACCGAUAAAUUCAAUGACAUCUGUUGUUGCAGUAAGUUCAUAA